Messenger RNA from Fundulus heteroclitus (mummichog), 4158 nucleotides. It is a transcript of the gene flrt3, whose product is annotated as fibronectin leucine rich transmembrane 3. Gene Ontology annotation, molecular function: protein binding. Bases 1080 to 3032 code for a protein of 650 amino acids. The record is from RefSeq and is a predicted model, not a curated record. Lineage: Eukaryota; Metazoa; Chordata; Actinopteri; Cyprinodontiformes; Fundulidae. The transcript has 3 exons.
AGGCGCACACAACUCCACAUUUGUACUGAGGUCCACACUUGCGCCCAUGUCCUCUCACAGCCAGUUGAUUGUGUAUUUGAGAGAGGGGGGCUGCCACUGAAAACAGAGCUGUGCUGCCACAGAUAAACUCAAAGUAGCUCUAAAUUAGGAGCGCUUUUUCCCCUCCGUUUUCCCCCUCUUGGAUCUGCAUUUAAAAUCUUCAUUAACCUGGAUUGGAUUAUUGUUUUUUUUAUAUAAUUUUUUUGCCUUCUGAGCCACAUUUAAAAGAGGAUACCUGUUACUUUUCAUUUUGCUGGUUGAUUUGAGAGAGCACUGUCCCAGGUGUGAGCAGGGCACAGGAUGGCUCAAGCUGCAGAUGCAUGAGGCUAGAUCGGGCCCACAAGGAUAAGCAACUCAUCCCGUUUUUGCUCCCUAGAGAAGAAGGGGACACUGGUUAUCUGCUUCAGGAAAAAGAUCGUGAGCCCUGGAUUAAUGUGUGUACUGGCUCAACAAGGGAGCAGAAGAUUCUGGGUUACCUGAAAACACGGACAACGAAAGCAAACGGGCCAGGAUUGAGCCUGUGGCCGAGGGGAUUGGCAUGGCUCAGACCGGCUUUGUGUCAACCCAUCAUGUCUGACGGGCCUGAUGGCAGGAAGGAAUCUUUGCCAUCCGACUCGCGGAUCUCUAUAAAAAAACACAAAAAAACCUAACGGGCUGUUAUGGCUGUUGAACCUGACUACAGCAACAGCCGUCGGGAUUUUUAAUAUCACCUAAGGGUGCGUGUUCUUUUUUUUUUUUAGCAAGAGGGGAUGCUUUUUUCUACAGGCUUAUCUGCCAUGGCAAAGGCAUUGAAAGAAUGAGCCUUUGACAACACAGAAGAGGUCAUCGUCCAAACAAGGAUCAGCUCGGCAAAUACUGACCAGGUCAGGAUAUCGCCAAAACCCAUUCACCCCCUUGGACAAACGUUUUCUUUCAGUGAGGAUAAGAGCAAAUUUAAGAAGAAAUCUUGAUUGGAUUUUUCUUUCGUUGGAAAGGAUUUAUUGCCUCGUCUAAAUCAGGGUCCUUUGAGUGAUUAGGCUGCCAGGAUACACACCUUCAAGAUGGUCCGUCACUGCAAGUCCUUUGUCCUUUUUCUCAUAAGGAUUGGGCUGCUGCUGGGUCUUGCUAAUCCCUUGGUCACCUCUGCCUCGUGUCCCUCCGCCUGUCGCUGUGACGGGACCUUCAUAUAUUGUAACGACCGUGGCUUGACUUCCAUACCUACGGGGAUGCCUCGGGAUGCUACAGUGCUCUUCCUGCAAAACAACCGCAUCAAGAGUUCGGGCAUCCCCGCAGAGCUCAACAGACUUGUAAACGUGGAGAAGAUCUAUCUUUACUGCAACAAUCUGGACGAGUUCCCUACCAAUCUUCCGUUGGGACUAAAAGAGCUCCACCUGCAGGAGAACAAUGUCCGGAUGAUUACCCAUGCCUCGUUAGCGCAGAUUCCUUACAUUGAGGAACUCCACCUGGAUGAUAACUCCGUAUCAGCAGUCAGCAUAGAAGAGGGGGCUUUCAGGGACAGCAAUCACUUGAGGCUGCUUUUUCUCUCUCGAAACCACCUGAGUACCAUCCCGAUAGGCCUACCCAUGAGCAUCGAGGAGCUGCGCUUUGACGACAACCGCAUCUCAUCCAUCUCGGAGCAAUCGUUGCAAGAUCUCAUCAAUCUGAAACGACUGAUCUUAGACGGCAACCUGCUGAACAACCGCGGUAUCGGAGAAAUGGCUUUCAUCAACCUGAUCAACUUGACCGAGCUGUCACUGGUGAGGAACUCCCUGACUGCACCACCGGCUAACCUGCCAGGUACCAGUUUGGAAAAACUGCACCUACAAGAUAAUCACAUAAACCGGGUCCCACCUGGGGCUUUUGCCUUCCUGAGGCAGCUGUAUCGCCUGGACCUGUCUGGUAACAACCUAAGCAGCCUGCCACAGGGUGUGUUUGAAGAUUUGGACAACCUCACACAUCUUCUGCUGAGAAACAACCCCUGGCAGUGCACUUGCAGGAUGAAAUGGGUGCGGGACUGGCUGCGGUCGCUGCCGUCAAAGGUGAAUGUGCGUGGCUUCAUGUGCCAGGGUCCAGAUAAAGUGAAAGGCAUGGCUAUUAAGGAUCUAACCACAGAUAUGUUUGACUGCACAGACUCAGAACUGUUCUCCACAUAUGAGACAAGCACAGUCUCCAACAAUUUACGCCCGUCACAGCCCCAGUGGCCCUCGUUUGUCACCAGAAGGCCUGUGGUGAAAGGGCCUGACAUCAGUAAGAAUUACCACAGCACCACCAGCUCUUCAGGCAGAAAGAUCAUCACCAUCAGUGUGAAAUCAAGUAGUGCAGACGCAAUACACAUAUCAUGGAGAGUGUCACAACCCAUGACUGCCCUGCGGCUCAGCUGGCUAAAGCUGGGACACAGCCCUGCCUUCGGCUCCAUCACUGAGACCAUUGUGCAGGGAGAGAGGACAGAGUAUCUGCUCACUGCACUGGAGCCAGACUCCGCCUAUAGAAUAUGCAUGGUUCCCAUGGAGACCAGCAAUAUUUACCUGUCAGAUGAGACCCCCGUUUGCAUCGAGACAGAGACCGGCCCUCACAAAUCCUACCAACCGACUACAACUUUAAACAGAGAGCAGGAGAAAGAGCCUUACAAAAAUUCCAGUCUGCCUUUGGCUGCUAUCAUCGGAGGGGCUGUGGCUCUUUUGGCAAUAAUCAUGCUGGCACUGGUGUGCUGGUAUGUGCACAGGAACGGGUCGCUUUUUUCCAGGAACUGCACCUAUAACAAAGGUCGCCGGAGAAAGGACGACUAUGCCGAGGCCGGCACCAAGAAGGACAACUCCAUUCUGGAGAUAAGAGAAACUUCUUUUCAAAUGAUACCUAUAAACCAUCUGCCCGUGUCCAAGGAGGAGUUUGUCAUACACACAAUUUUCCCGCCGAAUGGCAUAAGUUUAUACAAAAGUCCACACAACGAGAACAGCAUCAACAACAGGAGCUACAGAGACAGUGGAAUACCAGAUUCAGACCAUUCCCAUUCAUGAUGACUCACGCGGGACAUUUCAAGAGCAGGAUGCGACUAAAGCAGAGCGGCAAGACUUUUACAAAAACACUGGAUAUAUGAGACUGAGGACGCAAUGUUCUGUACAUUUGCCAUAUAAUUUAUAUUUAAGGACAUUUUAUGAAAAACGGAGAAGAUUCCAAUUGCAGGCUGUCACUGAACUAUCAAAUGCAAUUCUAUAUUUUAGGGGUUUGUAGUUAUUUGUACUGUAUUUCCUUUGCUUAAGGUUACCAACCGACUAAAGAAACUCUGUGUUCUAUUAAGAUAUGAUGACUUGUCAACUGUGAAAGUGGGUUUUCAUUGCUGUGUUGAACAAUCAGACUUUAGGAAACCUUGUAGUAUAAGCACAGGUCAUUCUUUUAACUUUGUGGCUUUUAGAAAAACAAAAAGGCAAAAAAAUGACAAGUCAAGUAAUGUAAGGCACAGAUGAUCAACCAAUUCACCAAGCAGACACGCUGAAGGAUCUUAAAGAUUGAGCAGAGAGUAGCUAUCUCCACUUACUAUGGACCAAGAAUUUUACUCUAGUAUUCACCUAAUCUGUGGCUAUGAAUAACUAAAAAUGAGGUGCCAUGAUGUUUUUAUUUCUGCUUUGCUCGGUGUGACAUUUUGUUCUGUUUUGCAGGUAGAUGAAACACAGCAAAGCAGGGUUCCGAUGUAUCUGAUAGGAUUGUAGGCCACAGCACAGGGCAUAAAGCACAUCAACCUUUACUCUCCAUUUGUAGGAUGGCAAAAAGGACAAUGGCGGCCUCCUUUAGUACUAUGUACCAUACGUCAUUCUAGUCUACAGGCCAAAAAAAAAAAGAGCCCCGACUUGUUGGCUUUCAAAGGAAUCACCAACCUUGUGAGCAACUCCUUAUUCCCCCCAUUAGUAUUAUUUUGUAUUAUUUUCCAAAUGGACACUUUUUGUUUUGUUGCCACAAUUUGAAGUGAACGGUUCUUUACAAUUGAAAAAAACCAAAGUGCAUUUUAUGCCCUUUGGCCAGUCUUGUAUGUGCCUUGAUCUAAUGCUUAUUGUAUUUAGCUUUUUAAGAAACCAGUGACUUUUUUUCAUACACACUUGAAUAUGAGAAAUAUUGGUCAUAUUAAAGAAUAAAAGUGGACAAAAACAA